AUGCUGAUCAACUUUAAAGCCACGGCUCCGAUCCUCGUAUUACUCCUCGCAAGCUGUACGAAUGCAAUCUUGCAUUGCAAACCUUUAGAUGAUCCCGAUCUCUGCAUGUUGUCAUGGGAAACCAAUACAGGAGGUCCAGCAUCCAGUCAACUCGAAAAGGUUCCUGCUUACUCCAAGGCUACCAUCUACUCGCCAACCUGCGUUCCAUGGGGAAGCUCUUCCAACGAACCUCGUCAUUCGAAUGAAGUCAUCCCUUUAUGGGGAUCAAGCAGCGAAGAGCCGCUGAAAUUAAGCACUAAAUUUGUGACGACACCCGGAAACUGGGGAUCUUGGGAGAGUCCUGUGUGGGAGUAUGGUGGUGAGAGAUAUGGGUACAGCAGCUGUGCUUGUGUUGAGGCUGAGAAGUUUUUGGAGUGCUGGUGCCCUUUCCGGUGCAAAGCAUCUUAG
Glarea lozoyensis ATCC 20868 is the source of this 447-nucleotide messenger RNA. RefSeq lists its product as uncharacterized. The transcript has a single exon. Bases 1 to 447 code for a protein of 148 amino acids. The record is from RefSeq and is a predicted model, not a curated record. NCBI's taxonomy places the organism in Eukaryota, Fungi, Ascomycota, Leotiomycetes, Helotiales, Helotiaceae.